Colletotrichum truncatum is the source of this 321-nucleotide messenger RNA. Its product is annotated as mitochondrial carrier protein. Lineage: Eukaryota; Fungi; Ascomycota; Sordariomycetes; Glomerellales; Glomerellaceae. The record is from RefSeq and is a predicted model, not a curated record.
AUGUCAGAGCAUCCGCCUCGCCCCUCCCCCGGGACUUCAUCGACCCCGCUCCGCCCUCCUUCUGCCCGCUCUAUCUGGGUCGCCGAUAACUGGACCUCUAUCCUCGGAGGCACUGUCUUUGCACAUCUCCUCCACUACCAGUACCUCACCCGCGUCCGCAAGCCGAACUCGAACCCCCUGAAUAAUGCCCGCUUUUGGGCCCUAGCUGGUGGUGGAUGGAUGGUCUCUUACCUCGGCAUCAUUACCUUCAUCGCCGUCGCCCAGGCCCGCGUCAACCACUACCGCGACCCUGAUACCCGCGGCCUGUACCGGCAUUCGUGA